AUGAAGGUGCUACCCGCCUCUGGCCUUGCUGUCCUUGUCACAGCUCUAAAGUUUGCCACCGCAGUCCCCACCCUAUUUGCAGCCACUCCUAGGACCUUCAGGAGCAGCUACCAGCUCGCGCAGGACUACCUUGACAAGUAUUACACACCCAAAGGAGGCCCCCAGGCUGGUGAGAUGGUGGUGAGACAAGGCAACCCCAUGGUCAGGAAGAUUAAGGAGCUGCAAUCUUUCUUUGGCCUCCAAGUCACUGGGAAGUUGGACCCGACUACGAUGCAUGUGAUCAAGAGGCCUCGCUGUGGCGUCCCUGAUGUGGCCAACUACCGCCUCUUCCCAGGUGAACCCAAAUGGAAAAAAAAUAUUUUGACAUACAGAGUCUCUAAGUACACACCUUCCAUGAGUCCUGCUGAGGUGGACAAGGCUGUGGAGAUGGCCCUGCGUGCCUGGAGCACCGCCGUCCCUCUGAACUUCGUUAGGAUAAACUCUGGGGAAGCAGAUAUCAUGAUAUCUUUUGAAACUGGAGAUCACGGGGAUUCCUACCCAUUUGAUGGGCCUCGAGGGACUCUGGCCCAUGCAUUUGCACCUGGAGAAGGCUUGGGAGGAGACACGCACUUCGACAAUGCUGAGAAGUGGACUAUGGGGAUGAACGGGUUCAAUUUAUUCACCGUCGCAGCUCACGAAUUUGGCCAUGCUCUAGGCCUGGGCCACUCCACAGACCCGUCAGCACUUAUGUACCCAACUUACAAGUACCAGAACCCCUAUAGGUUCCAUCUCCCCAAGGAUGACGUGAAAGGAAUUCAAGCACUAUACGGACCCAGGAAGACAUUCCCAGGAAAGCCCACCAUGCCCCAUAUCCCGCCCCACAAGCCAUCCCUUCCCGACCUCUGCGACUCCAGCUCAUCCUUUGAUGCUGUGACGAUGCUGGGAAAGGAGCUUCUGCUCUUCAAGGACAGGAUUUUCUGGAGAAGACAGGUGCACUUGGCAGCAGGAAUUCGGCCCAACACCAUCACCAGCUCUUUCCCCCAGCUCAUGUCCAACGUGGAUGCAGCUUAUGAAGUGCCUGAGCGAGGCCUUGCUUUCUUCUUCAAAGGUCCGCACUAUUGGAUCACACGAGGAUUCCAGAUGCAAGGUCCUCCCCGGACAAUUUAUGACUUCGGGCUGCCAAGGCGUGUGCAGCGAAUAGAUGCUGCGGUCUACCUCAGGAAGCCCCAGAAGACCCUCUUCUUUGUGGGAGAGGAAUACUACAGCUAUGAUGAAAGAAAAAAGAAAAUGGAAAAAGACUAUCCAAAGAACACUGAAGAGGAGUUUUCAGGAGUGAGCGGCCACGUAGACGCCGCUGUGGAGUUAAAUGGCUACAUUUACUUCUUUUCAGGACCCAAAACGUUCAAGUACGACACGGAGAAGGAAGACGUGGUUAGUGUGGUAAAAUCCAGCUCCUGGAUUGGUUGCUAA
Microtus ochrogaster (prairie vole) is the source of this 1449-nucleotide messenger RNA. It is a transcript of the gene Mmp20, whose product is annotated as matrix metallopeptidase 20. Gene Ontology annotation, molecular function: zinc ion binding; metalloendopeptidase activity. The record is from RefSeq and is a predicted model, not a curated record. Gene Ontology annotation, biological process: amelogenesis; proteolysis; collagen catabolic process. NCBI's taxonomy places the organism in Eukaryota, Metazoa, Chordata, Mammalia, Rodentia, Cricetidae. Gene Ontology annotation, cellular component: extracellular matrix.